Dreissena polymorpha is the source of this 3739-nucleotide messenger RNA. Its product is annotated as secreted frizzled-related protein 3-like. The record is from RefSeq and is a predicted model, not a curated record. Gene Ontology annotation, molecular function: Wnt-protein binding. Lineage: Eukaryota; Metazoa; Mollusca; Bivalvia; Myida; Dreissenidae. Gene Ontology annotation, biological process: canonical Wnt signaling pathway; non-canonical Wnt signaling pathway. Bases 526 to 1821 code for a protein of 431 amino acids. Gene Ontology annotation, cellular component: cytoplasm. The transcript is spliced from 6 exons.
AUGAGUUGUGCUCCGCCUAUGAUUUAAUCGAUUCAAUGGAAAGACACUUGACUUCUUUAAUAGGCGAUUAGUCAAUUAUGAUUGAACCGGUAGAAGAAACGCAGCUGCGUAUGGGAAUGACUGGCAUUACUCAUUUAUGUGGUUGUAACGGGAAUUAUAAUACAAAAUGAAUUUGGUAUAUUAUUGUAAGACACUGGCUCGAGGGACGAGGCUGUCUCAAAUAAAUAGCAGGUAGCAGCGUAUUGAUCGCCAGAUUUAAACUCAUAUCCAAGAAGAGAACUUACAAUUUUGAUUUACAAUUUAAGUGGUUCAGAACAGUAAACGUUUGUUUAUAACUGGUUAAUUUAGGUGGCAGACGUGAAGCGUGUUUAACAAUUUAAACCAUUAAAUCGGAAUGUAUAUAUCAACGACGAUUGCCACUUUAGACCUGUGUUUAGAUUGUACGUAAAAUUUAUAUUCUUAAAUCAGCUGUAAUCAAAGAGAAGGGAUCGUUUAAUGUAAACAGUUGGUUGAUUGCGAUAAGUGAUGGAACGCAGCUUAGCAAAUCGAUCAGCGUCGAGGAGUAGAUGCUGCAACUGCGGAAUUAAAACAGUGCAGGCUACGAACGAUAAACGAUCUUAUCGCAUAAUAGAGAGAGACGAGCGACAGAGGAGUUUUUUGUCCGUAUUGUCGCGAAGGUCGUCACAGCCGUCAGUAUCCUCAUUUCGAAAGUCCAGUGUUCGUUGCGGUGUGUGUUCCCUUUUUACUGUGAUACUGACUGUGAUCUUUCUGGUGACUUCUGCUGACGCGAAUCGCGGUUUGGACAUGUGCGAGCCCAUUGAAAUCAGUCUCUGCGCCGGAAUGCCUUACAACAUGACGCGGAUGCCUAACCACUUGCACCAUAGCACACAGGAGAACGCGCGGCUCGCCAUAGAGCCCUAUGGGGACCUCGUGAAACAGAACUGUAGCGCCGAACUCGUCUUCUUCCUGUGUGCCAUGUUCGCGCCCAUCUGCACGCCGAUGUUCCAGAAGGAGGCGAUCCCGCCGUGCCGCUCGGUCUGCGAGAGCUCCCGUCGCGGCUGUGAGCCGCUUAUGAAUAGGUACAACUUCUCAUGGCCGGAAGAAAUGAACUGUGAGCAGCUUCCGGAGUACGACAGGGGAGUUUGUGUAUCACCGGAAGCGAUCGUCUCGUCACAGUCAAACGGCAGCAAAGAAAAAGACAAUGGGAAGAAGCGCCAUGCACGUGACUGCAAGUGUAGUUCCAGGGUAAAACCGAACCAAGACGUGUAUAUAAAGGGCAAGUACAAUUACGCCAUAGGAGCAUUUGUUCGGCAAAUUACCUCGAUAAGUGACAACACAACCCUCGUGCGCGUGAUGGUCAAUCAGAUUCUUCAGCGCGGGAAAGUGCAUGUGCAAGAGAGGCGCGAGAUCAACUUAUGGGUAAAUUCGUUCUGCGCAUGCCCAACGUUAAAACCGGGGCGGCAGUAUUUGAUUGUUGGUCGAGAGGAUGUGAUGAUGAAUCGAUUAGUAUACACUGAGGACAGUAUGGUGACGAAAUGGCAAGCAAAGUGGGAAACAAAGUUCAAGAGAUGGUUAACGAUGAAAAAGAGGCAGACCAAGGCGAGAAAGAAACCCUGCAAAAACAAGAAGUCGCCCAAAUGUAACCAGAAACCCAAGCGGAAGUGCCGUAUUAUGAAGGUAGACGGAAAGCUGGUUCGGAGGUGCUACAGCAGACACAGGGGUAACAGGCGGAAACCGACCACAGAAAACGAGCCAAUCAGACGAAAACAGCGACCACCUGCGCUGCAAAUGACGAACACUACUACAAACGCCACACGAUAAGACUGCUUUCCUACCGACAUUCUUACGGAUAUUGGCGUAACAAGUCGGCAAAAAACUGACCAUAAGCAUGGAGGCCUACCAACGCAUUUGGUUACACCUAAUAAUACAUAAAAUUGAGAUAAGACAGCGCCAAACGUCCAGAUGAUGUAUACUAGAAUGGUCGAAGUUGAUUGGUUCAGUUUUCAAUGUUAUGCAACAAGCAAUUCGAUUUGACCAUUUUUUGUUUUAAAGCAAGCGUCUAGUGCAAUGAAUUAUUGUGUUGAACUAUUUGAAAAAAUACAACUCUAUAUUUCCGUGAGAUAAGAUGUUGUAUCUUACAUAUAAAGCUGUGCAAUCACGCAAAAACGUGGUGCAUUUGGUGGAGUGUAAAUAUUAUAUAAUUGUGCAUAUUUAUUGUUACAUUGUCAUAUCUGAUAUGACAUAUGAAGCAUUAUCUGUGAUCAUAUCAUUUCACGAAUACUAUAGUAUUAUUAUUGUGAGUAGAAAUGACUACAAGAUGUAAUGUUUGUUGUCGUUUCUACGCUGUGAACAUGUGCCGGAAAGUUUACUAUACAAAAUUUUAAACUGAAACCGUUAUAUAAGACUAUGUAAUAAUUACGAACUGCAACAAUUUAGUUUGACCACUCAGUGUGUAUUCUGUUUAAGCAUAAGUGCAUACAUACUAAGCGCGGUUUAUUAAUUUGUGAUCAGUACUCAGUUCAUUAUUUUGAAUAUCCUCUUUUUGAACCAACAGUAACUGAGAUGACUUUAAUGCCGAACUAGGAAUAGUAAAUGUAUCAAAAAGACAAGUAUUUGAUUUUGUUUUUCUGACUAGAUGCCGAACUAGCAAUAGUACAUGUAUCAAAAUGACAUGUAUUUAUUUUGUGCUUUCCGAUGGUUAAUAGAGAAAUAUCAGUAAAUUAAAAUGAUGUUUCACUGUUUUAAACAGUGAAAAAUAACAGUGAAAAUUAUCGAUAAUUUUCAUUGUAAAGGCAACUUUACAAAGGGAGACUACUCUGCAUUGAUGUUUAUAAAAAAUAUACAGAUUAGCUUUCUUUUAAAAUACAUUGGGGGCGCCCAAUGGGGAAUUAUAUUGUCCGGAACGGCAAAAACAUCAUUUGUAAGCAUAAAAUAAAAAUGAACAUUUGUUGGAUUUGGUGGAUAUCGAUUUUAAUUCACUCGUUAUCAUAGACAAAAAAUAUUGCCACGAUUGGCGCAUCAUUUUCUAUGAUCACUCGGGAAUUAAAAUCGAUAUUCCACAAAAUCAAACAAAUAUUCUCUAUUUGAUUUUGUUCUAUGACUCAUAUAUCAUUGUAUUUAAGCGCUUACAAACUAGAAAUGUAAAAAGAAUUACUGCAGUAUCGGGGACAGUAAUGAGGCAACAGUUAAAUGAAACUUCUAAAGCAACUGCAAUUUGUUUGCUUAAAUAACUUGUAGCUAGAUGUAACAUUUGACGUUCGAAAAAAAGCUGCUGGAAAUACAUAAUUAUACGUGGAUUUUUGUUAUUUUUUAUUAUACUAGGGUAUCCUAGUGAUAGACGGUAAAGGGAAUUUGAAUACUAUGGUGUACGUGUAUAUAACCUAAGUAAUUAAGCAUUAAGAACAUAUGCGCUACAACGCUUAAUGUUAAGGAUGUAUAUUUGCAAUUUUCACAUUUUUAAUGCAUGUAUUCGUGUUUUAAAAUUCAGUUCAAAGGUAUUGUUUCUUAUAGAAACGGCCUAUCGUAUUUAAAUGCAACUCCGAAUUUUUAAAAUAAGGCUUAUUAGGUUUCCACCAGUGUUCGCUAUGGAAUCACACUUUAUUGUCAAUUUUGCAUAUUGGUGUUCCUAAUUCCUAAUUUCAUUUUUAUCCUCAAUUAUGUACAAAGAAUCUUUUCUAACAAAACUGUAUGUUAAUUAUUACGCCAGUUGCUUCGUGUUUAAUAAAAUGAUGUAUUUGAU